AUGUCGCGCCAUUACUCGGUUGCCAUUGAUGGUGGCCCAGAAGUCUUCACCAUCGACACACGCUACAGGAUUGUUCGCAAAGUAGGCUCAGGAUCGUAUGGUACGGUGUGCUCGGCUUUUGAUUUGCAUGCCGAUCGAUAUUGCGCCAUCAAAAAGGUCUAUCGAAUUUUUGACAAGCGUCUAUUGACGAAGCGUUGCUUACGAGAAAUCAAGUUGCUGCAACAUUUCAAUCAUCAUCCUCGUAUCAUCGAGCUCUUUGACAUGGAUAUCGUUGACGUGAACAACUUCAACGAGAUUUAUUUGGUGUUCAAUUGCAUGGAUGCGAGUUUACAUGACGUGAUCCAUUCUGAUAAGCCCAUAAACAUUGUUCAAGGCCAAUGGAUCCUUUAUCAAAUGCUCUCAGGACUCAAAUACAUUCACGCAGCCAACGUGAUACAUCGUGAUUUGAAACCAGCCAAUAUCCUUGUUAAUGUCAAUUGCGAUAUCAAGAUAUGCGAUUUUGGGAUGGCACGAGAGUAUCGUGCUCAAGAUGGUCGGCAAUCUGCAUUCCUCACCGAGUAUGUGACAACAAGGUGGUACCGAGCACCUGAAGUUAUGAUCAGCCCAAACAAUUACAGCAAGCUUAUCGACGUGUGGUCUGUUGGCUGUAUCUUUGGAGAGAUUCUUGGUCGCAGAGUCUUGUUCAAAGGCCGAGAUUACAUUGAUCAAUUACACAAGAUUCUUGGCAUCCUCGGGUUACCGGAAAGCAUUUCAUUCUGGGACCCAUCAGAAUCGGUUGCUACGCAUCUUGAGCAGCUAUGCACGGUCAAUGGUCAGCCGCCUCCCCGCCAUCCAAUCGAUUUUAGGUCCUUGUUUCCGGAUUGCCCAUUGGAUGGUAUUGACAUCUUACAGCAAUUAUUGCAGCUGGAUCCACAUCAACGUAUCACCGUGCCUGAUGCAAUGGCACAUCCAUUUCUUGCACCUUUUGGAGACCCUGAAGAAGAAGCUAUGGAACCAGGCACAUGUGAUUUCCAAUUUGAGCAGUAUGCAGAUGAUGAGGAUUUGCGUCAACAUGUGAUUGAUGAGAUCAUGCGUUUUCGUCGUAAACAAUGGCAGCUAGAGCAAUGUGUGCGUAGCCCAUCCAUGCAUGCUGAUAUGUGUUGUGGUGUCGGCACUCUCGGCAGUAGCAACAUUUUAUUGCGUCAUCAACAACAACAUCAACGACAUGCAACCAUGAGCUUACUUGACCGAACAUCGAUCCAAUGGCAAUAUUCCACAGAGCACACACCACCAUCACCACCACCUAUCGAUCAACCCUAUGAUGACACAAGCUCGUUGUUGGCAACAGAAGAAGGGGCAUCUAUGUUUUCGGGUGGAUUGGUUGGUGAGCCUGAAGAAAUGACAGCCGAGGAAGAUGCGCUUUUAAACCAAACUGCUGGGAUGGAUGUCGAGCCACAUCGUCAAUUCAGGUUGCCAGCACGUGGUCCUGAGCGUGAUCUUUUAGAGCGUGAGCUCAGCGGGACAUGGUGA
This is a messenger RNA of Lichtheimia ornata, 1509 nucleotides long. RefSeq lists its product as uncharacterized. Gene Ontology annotation, molecular function: MAP kinase activity; ATP binding. The record is from RefSeq and is a predicted model, not a curated record. Gene Ontology annotation, biological process: protein phosphorylation; intracellular signal transduction. The transcript has 4 exons. The coding region runs from base 1 to 1509 and encodes 502 amino acids. Gene Ontology annotation, cellular component: cytoplasm; nucleus. NCBI's taxonomy places the organism in Eukaryota, Fungi, Mucoromycota, Mucoromycetes, Mucorales, Lichtheimiaceae.